Messenger RNA from Spea bombifrons (plains spadefoot toad), 622 nucleotides. Its product is annotated as transmembrane protein 244-like. NCBI's taxonomy places the organism in Eukaryota, Metazoa, Chordata, Amphibia, Anura, Pelobatidae. The transcript has 5 exons. Bases 50 to 442 code for a protein of 130 amino acids. The record is from RefSeq and is a predicted model, not a curated record.
CUGUGGCCAUUUCCUCUUGUGCCUUAUUAUAUUUUAUACAGUGUUCUACAUGACAUGCAGUGUUUGUACAGGAGCUAUGGGGAUAGAUCACUUUAACUGGAGGAUUCCAUUUGACCAUACAGCACCCCAAGAGUUCAGCAAUACAGAUUUUCUGGUCCAUUUGAUCUCACUGGAGAUCACUUGCCUCAUAUGUGGUCUCCUGUUUGUUCCCAUUGGACGUUCCUGGGUGUGGGAUUACUCUAUCACCGUCAUUGGUGUACAUGUGUGUUUAUGCUGCAUAGUGACAGGUGUACUGCCUUGGAUGUGGCAGUGGUGGCUUGAAAUAGGCUGUGGAUUAAUCCUUAUGGUUGGAUUCGGACAGACCCUCGCUUACUGCACAGGCAGCCGUUCAUCCAGUGCACACCCGCUGAUGUUUGACAAUGAAGAAUAUUACUACUCCUAAUGGUUUAGUCUGACAGAAGUUUAUCAUGGGCUAAUAUACAUCACACCUUAAACAUUAACACAGAUUAAAAAUACUUAUAUUUUUUUACUCCAAAGGAGCUAUGUUGUAUGAUAAUGCAUUUUGAAGUUUAUAUUUUUUGGUUUUGUUUAAUUAAGCGACAAUGAACGGUUGACCAUUUCA